Oryzias melastigma (Indian medaka) is the source of this 1870-nucleotide messenger RNA. It is a transcript of the gene gsdmeb, whose product is annotated as gasdermin Eb. Gene Ontology annotation, biological process: programmed cell death. The coding region runs from base 377 to 1747 and encodes 456 amino acids. Gene Ontology annotation, cellular component: cytoplasm. The transcript has 10 exons. NCBI's taxonomy places the organism in Eukaryota, Metazoa, Chordata, Actinopteri, Beloniformes, Adrianichthyidae. The record is from RefSeq and is a predicted model, not a curated record.
UUGAAUAAAACAAAGUAUGCAUAAAAGUUAAUAAAUGUAAUUUUAUUACUAAAUUGUUAUUACAUUUAAUUUAUUAUUAAAAGAAAAAAAAGCCUUUUGAAAGGGAUUUUUAAAUGAAAAAAAUAUUACUGAUUUUCGCAAACAAUGCAUUUGAAUACCAUAACUAAAUAUAAAAAAUAAAAUUUCAUAAAAAAUAUAAAUAAACGACAAUUUUGUGAGUUCGUAUUUAUGACUAGAUCAACUUCUGCCUGUGAAGGGCGGGGCGUCUGUGACUCCGCCCCCUGUGUGCAAAACACGCAAGGCGGAAGUGUCGCUACUCCAAAAUCAAAACACCGCCCGACAGCGCUUUGUCCGCAAGGAACAUCCGUUUGAGAAAAUGUUUGCCCUAGCGACUAAAAACUUUGUGGAUGAAGUGGAUAAAAAGGGUGAGUUAAUCCCAGUUUCCAGUCGGAAUCAUGACAUUCACCUCCUGACCGUGGUGGUGAAGCACAACCGACACUGGUUCUGGCAGAAGCCCAAGUACAUUCCAACUGAUUUUGGACUCAAUGAUGUGCUGGCAGGAGACAACCCGAUAAAACCAGAUGUGACGGAGACAGACUUCCUCAAUUACAGCGGAACAAUUUCUGACUCAAAAAAAGCAGCCGUCGAUGCUCAAUUGACCAGUGCCGGAACCCGCAGCAUCGGAGGAACAGAAUGCUCCACACUGAAGUCCAGCUUUGGGAAGUUGAAGAAAGAGGAGGUGGAGUUACAGAAACUGCUAAACGACUUAAAGGACAGGGUUCUGGAUAUGUCCCAUGUUCUGAUCCGCCAGACCAUGAAGAAGCACAAAACUGUUCUGGGGAUUGUGAAGGAGCGCAUUCUAACCACGAUGUUGAGCUCAGUGGUUGAAGAAGAGGAGCGGAGUGGACAGUGUGGGGGGAGCCUGAGCUUAUUUGGCUCCCUGAGCAAGAAGGUUUCACUAAAGGACAAUGCAAGCUUGACCAAAGACAGUAAUGUCACCAUUGAAAUUCCCAUCGCUACCACAUUAGCUUAUAGUGUGUCAGAGCUGGUGGUCCACCAGGGUGGGCAGUUCGUUCUGUGUGUAACGAGUGACACAGAUGGAGGAUUUGAAAUUGACUCUGUAGCUGGCUCAGAAUCAUCUGAAAGAGACCUCCAGAAAGAGCUGGAGUCUCUGGAGAAUCAUUUCCACACGCUGUCAGCUCUCCCUGCACCCAAGAGGUCAUCUCUUCUCCAAAAAAUCUCCGAACUCAUGCAGACCCCGCUAGCCGUCGGAGCUCUCCAGAAUGCACUGGAUCAGGUGCAUGGGGAUCAGAAGCCUGACUUGAGUGAAUCCGGUCUGGAGGAGUCUCAACGAAACGCCAUCGAAGCGGUCCUCGACCUGCUGGGGAAAUGUGAUGAAGCAGCCUCUGUCCUCUCUGCCUUCCAUCUCAUCACCAGCGCUUUGGAGGAGAUGCCCUGCGAUUGUCUCGCUAUUUUAAGAACGUCAAUCGACCUCAAAGUGCUGCAAACCCUGGAACUACUGGUGCAGUGUGUGUCUGGAAGCAGGAAGACGCCUUUGAGCAGUCUGGAGCUGGAGGCAGACAUCUAUAAAGAGACCAAACAUCUGUUUGAGUCCAUGAACGUGUCCCUGAAUAAUGAGGAUGGGCUGUUCGCUAAAGUGAAGCCUCAGGCGGGACACCUCCCCCUGAUCCUGUGCAUCAGCAUCCGAGGUCUAGCCUCAUUGGCCAGUGAUGCAAAGUCAAACUGAGCAUCAAUGUAUAUUUUAUACCAAUGACUGGUGCUUAUUACUUACUGACAUUAUAUUCUGUGGUACAAUUUAUGACAUUUUGUGAUGUUAAUGUAAAAAUAUUCGAAUAUUUCAUACAAAUUU